Messenger RNA from Oryzias latipes (Japanese medaka), 1895 nucleotides. NCBI's taxonomy places the organism in Eukaryota, Metazoa, Chordata, Actinopteri, Beloniformes, Adrianichthyidae. The record is from RefSeq and is a predicted model, not a curated record.
AGUGUGUAGAGUAGAGGAUUUUGGUUGUGGCUAUGAACAUGUGUUAGCAACGUCAGCCACAGGAAGUAGGGGUCGGCAUUGGUGUCAAAGGUGGUUCUGUUUAAAUGAUAGUGAAAGAAAGUCUGGCAUGUGGUUAAGAAAAUCCCAUAAAUUUGGCUGCGAUCAGUAUGGUUUGAUAUUUUUAAACGUGAACACAAGAGACUUUGCCGUGUGUGAUAACGGCGGCAGAGAUUAGUGCUUUAGCCAGUUAUAGGAAUCAGAGAAUGAUAAAACUUUAAAGCCUCUUAUGUGAUUUAGAAAGCUGUUUAUCCAUCGACCACAGGCCCUCCAGACAUGACUCACUCAAUGGUAAUGGCAGAGGAGCAGUUGAGCCUAAAGGGCGAAAAAGUCCAGUAAUAAUUUUAAGCCCCCACGAGUUUCAUUCUGCGAAAGGUUUUCAUUUUUGCCAAACAUUUAGUGUUGAAUGUGCAUUCAUUCUUGACAGUGGAACUCUGGGUUCAGAAAAGAGGAGAAGCAUGCAAGGCUCCUUUUUGUUCUAGUUCUUAAAACUUAUCGAGGAUGACAGAAGCAUCAAUAGAAGCAACUGUCAUGUACGACUAUACGAACAACUGUGACAAUUCCAGUGCAGACCUUCAAGAUGGAUCCAAGUUCUUCUUAGUCCUUUACUGCAUAAUGUUUGGUUUUGGUUUAAUUGCCAACUGCACAGUUCUGUGGGUUCUCAUUAAGCACAUAAAGCUGAGGAUGAUGACGGAUGUGUUACUCCUCAAUCUGGUUCUGUCUGACCUUCUACUGGCUGUGUCUUUGCCCCUCUGGAUUGUCAAAUCCCAUAAUAUCGGAUUGUGCAAAUUAGUAACGGGAAUCUAUCAGCUAGGUUUCUACAGUGGAACUUUCUUUGUGACUGUGAUGAGUGUGGACCGCUACCUGGCCAUCGUCCAUGCUGUGGCAGCCAUUCGAGCCAGGGCACUUCGUUACGGAAUCAUAGUGAGCGUUGUCAUCUGGAUUGUAUCCGUGAUCAUGGCGGCGCCUCAAGUGGUAUUUGCCUCCUUGGAAAAAGAAGAUUUUGACACUUCUCACUGCCAUCCGGUGUACCCAGAAGAAACGGUCGAGUUUUGGAAAAAGCUGCGAAACUUCAGCGAAAACACAGUGGGCAUUUUCGUGUGCCUCCCGAUCAUGAUUUUUUGCUAUGUGAAGAUCCUUCUGGUUCUGUCCAAAUCCAGGAACUCCAAAAAAGACAAAGUGGUAAAGCUGAUCUUCACAGUGGUGUGUGUGUUUGUAGCAUGCUGGGUUCCCUACAACAUUUUAGUUUUCCUUCAGACACUGGAGCAACUUGAGAUCCUGGAUGACUGCCAAUUAUCAAACAAUAUCAACAAAGCCAUGCACUUUACUGAGAUCAUGGCCCUUUCUCACUGCUGUUUAAAUCCAAUCAUCUACGCAUUUAUUGGUGAGAAGUUCAGGAAGUCGCUGGGCAAUGCUUUGAAGAACCACUUCUGCCGUAGGAGCAGAAGGGCUUUAAGCCACAGAGACACCACAGAUAAUGAGACAUCCAACACAGGUGUUAGGUCCACCUAUUAAAGUCAUGUGUGGUGACGCAUGAAGAUGAGUCACCAUACGUGCUCAAACAUGUGUUUUUGUUCUAAAAAUUAAAGAAUCACAAAAUGUCAAGCUUGUGUGUGGGUGUUAGUGUGCACAUAAAGGCUAGAUGAAUGUAAGAAUGUGGUUAAAGCUCAAAAGGUACAACAAAGCAUUUGCCGUAACUACAGAAGAAUUCAUUCUGAAAGUGAGUAAAGGUUCUGAAGUGUAUAAAGUUGUUAUUCCUUGCUUUUUAUUCAGUUAUUGUAUUUGUAACCCUUAAGUCAAUAUGUAACACAAAUAAAAUUGUAAUUGUUUCAACUAUU